Molecule: messenger RNA, 4207 nt
Organism: Athalia rosae (coleseed sawfly)
Lineage: Eukaryota; Metazoa; Arthropoda; Insecta; Hymenoptera; Athaliidae
Gene: Rcd-1
Product: CCR4-NOT transcription complex subunit 9
Exons: 3
Coding region: 1714-2637 (307 amino acids)
Biological process (GO): negative regulation of translation; mRNA catabolic process
Cellular component (GO): CCR4-NOT complex; CCR4-NOT core complex; P-body
Source: RefSeq, a predicted model, not a curated record
UGAGCUAUUUUCUUGAAUUUAUUUUGCUAAUUGGAUGUAUACUUUAAUCGCUUGUACGUAUAUUACCGUAAUUAGUCGGUAUGCUAUUAUAGCGUUAUAUUCACAGUGGUCAGGUGAUCGUCGUAACAGGUGUGACGCAUUUGGGGCACGUGCGUAUUAUUUGACUCAUUAUAUCAAACACGGCGAAGUGUAUUAGUUGGUUGCCACCUGUUAUACUCGUAAUGUGAGUAAAUGUGUUCGAGAAACUUUUACCGAGCAUCUUUUUACAUCUCAUCCGCAAUUGCAUUUCAUACGAUAUCGUAUUUUUCGUUUUAACGAUAAUUGCCACCGCAUUGUGGAUUGAAUUUCUCGCAUUACGAUGUCGAAUAAUUUCUGAUUUGCGUAAUGACCGAACGUAAUUAAGCAAAUGUUCCAAAGUACUGUUUUUCGUGGCUUAAUUCGGAGAACCCAUUGAUGAAAUCUGCAUUCGAAUUGUAUCUCCACAGCUGAACUGCACCUGCACUUUGUUGAGAACGUCUUCGAACGUCCUUGAACCCUGUAAAACAUCCUUCAGCGUCCUUGCGCCGCCAUUGCACCUCGCCAUACGGAGUCCGAAGAUAAUUCAACGCGUUUGCUCGGAAAUAAAUAAUCUGCCAUGAUUAGAAAACAUGCUUAUUCAAUUGCUGUAUAAUGCAAAUAUAUUUAAUUUAUAGUCGUGAGUAAAUCAAGUAUUCAGAUAUGUUUGUUAAGAAUUCAAAUCCCGAUAUUGUUAAAAAUAUAUCGCGUUUGAAGCAGAUGCUAGUUAUAUUAUAAAUAUAGCUUCAAAACGUAAGAGAUGCUAAUGUAGAAUCAAGGAAAAAAAUUAGAAAUGACUACGUGGAUUGAUUUUCAAAGUGAUCGCGUAAGCGGAAGUUGGAGACGUCCUCCUGCGCUGGUCUUCGCCAGGAUAUAGGCAACGAUGCAGGUUCUUGCAAACAAAUGCCAAACAGUAAGCGUCUAUGCACCUAGCGGCGCAAACUGAAACGACUUCGGUAAAAAAAUAUAACGUCCUAACCAACCGACACGGUAGCCGACCAGUGAAUCUGUGAUCUGCAGCAAAUCUGCAGCAUCAAUUUUCAGUAUUCGGCGGCUUGCCUGCGCGGUAUUGGCCUGUUGGAAGUAAUUGGUGUUGUAUACGGUAUAAAUUGAGAAACGUUCUAGGCAGAUUUUCUUGUAUAUUCACUUCGAUAAACGGUUUUAACUUACAAAAGAAGUUUCAGUCAGUCUCCUGCAUUUUUUACGUCGUGAAUAGACAGGUCGGUUAUUUCGACUUUUGGUGGAAAUUCGUUAUAAAUAUACUCCAAAAAGUUCCAACCUAAAAAGGAGCGGAUCUCGACUUGAGUGAAAACUUAUUCUAGUACAUAUUCUAAUAUUCUAGUGCUAGUUCAAGAUAUCAACCUAUGCUUACACUAUUUAUACGUCCUUAAUAAUUGUACGAUCAUUAUUCGGAAGAAUUCUAUCAUACGCGUUGCAUCUGGUGUGGUUAAAUACGGUAAUGAAAAAUUCGAUAUGGUUUGACAAACAUGAGCUAAAAUGAUCUCUUAUAAAAAUAAUAUUUAGAUUAUCAUUGAAACAUCUUCACAGUAUCAAAAAACUAUUUAGUCCUCUUUAAAAUUGAACUGUAAAAACCAUUCUGAAAUAAUUUACUCAGACGGUUGUUGUUCCCCGAUAAAUAUUCUAACGAGAAACAUCAAAAUGAGUUCCCAACAAAGUCCAGCUGCCUUGCAAGCCACCGUUGAUGGUGAGAAGGUCUACACCUGGAUAACUGAAUUGUGUAAUCCUGAAACAAGGGAAAACGCUUUAUUUGAAUUGAGCAAAAAACGAGAAGUUGUUCCCGAUCUUGCCCCGAUGCUCUGGCAUUCUUUUGGAACCACGGCUGCCUUGCUGCAAGAAAUUAUUAACAUAUAUCCGGCUAUAAAUCCUGCUACUCUUACUGCCUACCAAAGUAAUAGAGUCUGCAAUGCUUUGGCUUUGCUGCAAUGCGUCGCUAGUCAUCCUGAAACACGAUCAGCUUUUCUGCAGGCUCAUGUUCCGCUGUUCCUAUACCCAUUUUUGCACACCGUUAGCAAGACACGACCCUUUGAAUACCUGAGAUUGACAAGCCUUGGGGUCAUCGGAGCCUUGGUUAAAACAGAUGAACAAGAAGUAAUCACCUUCCUACUUACAACAGAGAUAAUUCCGCUUUGUCUGAGAAUAAUGGAGAGUAGCUCCGAACUGAGUAAAACUGUGGCUACGUUCAUUCUGCAAAAAAUAUUGCUCGACGACAGCGGUUUAUCAUAUAUAUGUCAGACCUACGACAGAUUCAGCCAUGUUGCUAUGAUUCUUGGGAAAAUGGUUCUCUCUCUUGCUAAAGAUCCUUCGGCCAGAUUGCUCAAACACGUCGUCAGAUGCUACUUGAGACUCUCCGAUAAUCCAAGAGCACUUCUGGCGUUGAGACAAUGUCUCCCGGAUCAGUUGAGGGAUAAUACUUUUGCGACGUGCUUGCAAGAGGACAAGUCGACCACUCAUUGGCUGAAUCAACUACUCAAAAAUCUAGAAACUGGCCCUCAACCAGGUCCUCCGACUCAGCCUGGUCAGCAGGAUCCCAGAACUAUCGGGAUGUCACCUCUCACCUCAUAGACUGAAUAUUUCUUAAUCGGAAGUAAAAGUAAAAUCAUAUUUUAGUCAUAACUAUUCAAAUAAGUGCCACAUGAUAAUGAAUGCAAAAGAAAAAAGAUACUAGAAUUCGCUACCAAAAUCUUUGCCUGCUAUUGGCGUAGAGAAAUAUUUCGUACUGCCAUGGACUCGAUCAAACUUUUCACCAAAAAUCUGAUCAAUUUAAAUUGAUCUAUUAUGAAGACGACGCUCCAAUCACUAAAACUGGUUUUGGGAGUUUGCACAUAAUAAUUUUCUCUGGCGCAUGCCUAUUCUAUAUAUUGCAUGAAAAUAAGCGUUUCAAAGUGAAUUCAAAGAGUAUGUGUUCGGUCGAUCCCUCCCGAGGCUCUAGUCCAGCCUAGCCUUUGCUUCGUUAACGAACAAUCAAUGCACGUCAAACAGAUGUCCAUGAAAGCAGCUGAUUGUUGAUAUUUCGACCGAGUUUGCUUGCAGCGAAAAAUGAAUUUGAAAAUCACUCGCUGUUAGCAUUUUCAAUAAAAUAUUUUCAAGCAUCCGAGGAACUGCUGCUGCUCGGUCUGAAAAUUAUUCAUCACGUUACUUUAUAACGUAGAUAUUUGACAGUUUAGAUCUCAAUCACGCGUGUCCUUAGAGUUCAGCGCACAAUCCAGUCUCACAAUUUUUUCAUUCGAUUAACUCUACCACAGCGUAUUAAUUGUCGUGAAACGAUGUAUUUUACUUAUUAAAUGAAUGAUUAAUUGCAUUUAUGGGAACAGACUAACCGGCGGUUAGAAUAAAUUUGUUAAAGAAUAUUAAAGAUAUGUUACCUCUGUAAAUGCAUAAUACUGAUAAAUUUGUACACGCAGUUCCGAUUAAAGAUUUAUUACUAUUGGCGCCCGGUGCAUGCGUAUGCAUAAAUAUAUGAUAUUUUUAGGAAUGUAUACGAUGUAUCUGAAUAUCAUAUAUAAGAUUUGUUUGUAUAUAUAGAUAAUGUAAAAAUAAUGAGAGUAUGUAACUUGCAUGGUUUCGCAUAGUAACAGAGGUGUGUCACGCGAUUGCCAAAAUGGGAUUUUCAAGAAUUGUUGUGUUUUGACUUUUAAAUGUCAUGAAAAAUGAAACAUGACAUCAGUAGAUUUAUCGCAAUAAACCGCUAGAUCACUAGUCUAAUCAAUAAUAAUAAUUAUUAUCUACAAUGUACUGUUUAGGUAUAUGUUACAGAGCUAUGCUGCAGCUAGUAAUAUCAAUGCUGCUCUCGUUAACGGAUGUAAUUGUAUAGUUUGAUAAUAAUGAUUGUAAACAACUUCGAUAUUUAAUUGUUUGUCAAUUAUCGUAUGGCUGCAGGCUAAGCUAGUUUGGCGACAAACGACUUAUGGAUAAUAUUUUUUUAUUAGACUCGUAAGCUUUUAGUAAUAAUUAUGUACCUACAUAGAGAAAUAUCGUUAAUUUAUAUGGAUACUGAUAAUCAUAAUAGUAACAACAAUUGAAAUUCAGUUUUUAGCCGAAUCGUACGUUGAGGAAUGAUGCGACGAUGAUUAUAAAUGAAAAUUGCAAUAUCACAUGAGAAUUAUAAAAUCAUUAAAAAUACCUGAUACGUUAA